Mobula hypostoma (lesser devil ray) is the source of this 1747-nucleotide messenger RNA. RefSeq names its product AP-1 complex subunit mu-1-like. Gene Ontology annotation, molecular function: clathrin-cargo adaptor activity. The coding region runs from base 168 to 1433 and encodes 421 amino acids. Lineage: Eukaryota; Metazoa; Chordata; Chondrichthyes; Myliobatiformes; Myliobatidae. Gene Ontology annotation, biological process: vesicle-mediated transport; intracellular protein transport. Gene Ontology annotation, cellular component: clathrin-coated vesicle; clathrin adaptor complex. The record is from RefSeq and is a predicted model, not a curated record. The transcript is spliced from 12 exons.
GUUUGUAUUUACUUUUAUUUUUGCCCUGUCAAGUCAGUGUCCUAUUGAUUUUGAAGCUUAAAAGUGAGAGCUUUCUUUGAGGUUAGUGUUCUUUCAUAGACUUUUAUGUCCAAAGCGAUCAAGGGAUCAUCACUCUUCUUGGAUAUUAUUUACCUUGGAAACUGAAGAUGGCAUUUUCUGCCAUUUACUUUUUGGAUAAUAAAGGGCAGGUCCUUAUCUCACGCAAUUACCGAGGAGAUGUUGAAAUGUCAGUGAUUGAGAAGUUCAUGCCUUCACUUCUAAGGAAUGAGGAGGAUGGAGACUUGUGUCCUAUUUUAAAGCAAGACCAAGUCUAUUUUCUAUGGAUUAAGUACAAAAACAUCUACAUGGUGUGUACAAUAAAGAGAAACACCAACAUUUCGUUGUCAUUUUCAUUUCUCUUCAAAGUAAAGCAGAUUUUCAUAGAGUACUUUGGAGAUCUUGAACAGGAGAGUAUAAAAGACAAUUUUAUUCUAAUCUAUGAGCUCCUUGACGAGAUUAUGGACUUUGGCUACCCGCAGAUCACUGAAACCACGAUCCUGCAGGAAUAUAUUACACAGGAAGGCUAUAAAUUGAAGAAAGGGACACCUAGACCGCCGGCUGCUGUAACCAAUGCUGUAUCCUGGAGAUCAGAAGGAAUCAAAUAUCGCAAGAAUGAAUUUUUCAUGGAUAUCAUUGAGUCAAUUAACCUCCUGGUGAAUACACGUGGCUGUAUCGUCCACAGUGAGAUUCUGGGACAAAUUCUGAUUAAUUGCUGCCUGAGUGGGAUGCCUGAAGUGAGCUUAGGCUUCAAUGACAAUGCUCUUUUCAACCAGAAUUCAAUAAAUGCUAACAUGGUGGACUUUGAAGAUAUAAAAUUCCAUUCGUCUGUUCGGCUAUCUCGCUUUGAGAAUGAACGUGUCAUCUCCUUCAUCCCACCAGACAAGGAGUUUGAACUGAUGUCCUAUCGAGUUACCAACCGAGUCAGACCAUAUAUAGUGGUUGAAGCAACUCUACAGAAAUACUCGCAUAGCAGAAUGGAGAUCACAACGAAGGUUAAAGGACAAUUCAAGAAGCACAUUAUGGCUACAGACAUUGAGAUUAUUAUCCCUGUUCCCAGUGAUGCUUCCUCCCCAAGAUUCAGCACUAUUAAAGGUUCUGUAGAAUGGGCACCUGAGGACAAUGCUAUCAUCUGGACCAUGAAUUCAAUUAAAGGAGGGAAAGAAUUUGUAAUGAAGGCACAUCUGGGACUACCGAGUAUAGAGGCCGAGGAACCUGAAUCUAAACCUCCAGUCAGAGUGAAGUUCAAAAUCCAGUACCUAGCCGCAUCAGGUCUACAGAUCAAAUAUGUGCGAAUAAUAGAGAAGGGACGCUAUGAGGCAACUUCCUGGGUUCGAUGCCUAACAAAAAGUGGAGAUUUUCAGAUUCGCAUUUAAAAUACACAAUUGACAAGUUUCUGAAGAAGAUUGGGAGGAUUCCAAGUUUGGACAUCAUUCAUAAGAAGUUCAUUGUUGUCUGAAACUCAGAAACAAAGGUCCUUGGUACAUGGUUCAUUUUAGAUAAAAGACGAAACAGUACAGAUUUAAAAAAAACUUGAAUAAUUUUAUUACAGAGAAAGGACAGUUACUUCAACCAGUUCUGAAAUUACAUGUCUAUAGGCCACCAGGAUCUGAAUACGGCCUCAGGUUUGUGUUACUUUGACAGUAUGAAAAUACUUGUUCAUUAAACAAGUACGCAUGCACAUGGCUAU